CCCGCCAAAAAAUGGCACACCGACGUGACCGCCCACAGAAAAUUGGCGAUUGGCAGGGCACGCUAAGGGAACAUUUUCGCUACUGACACAGUCGCUUGCCUUAGAACUUCUUUCCCCUCUGUAACCAUCACCAAAAACCGAACAUUGAAGGUUUCAGUCUCCGCCCAACUUGCGGUUAAAUUGAUUGAUCUCUCGUGUUCUUACACUCACCAAACAAAAAACCAUCAAAAUGAAGCACCUCGCAGCUUACCUCCUCCUCGGCCUCGGUGGCAACACCUCUCCCUCGGCCGCCGACGUCAAGGCCGUCCUUGAGUCUGUCGGUGUUGAGGCUGACAACGACCGUCUCGAGACUCUGAUCUCCGAGCUUGAGGGCAAGGACAUCAACGAGCUCAUCUCUGAGGGUACUGCCAAGCUUGCCUCCGUCCCCUCGGGCGGUGCUGGUGGCGCUCCCGCUGCCGGUGGUGCUGCUGCUGGCGGCGCUGCUGAGGAGAAGAAGGAGGAGGCCAAGGAGGAGGAGAAGGACGAGUCCGACGACGACAUGGGCUUCGGUCUGUUCGACUAAGCGCCUCGCCUCGCUACGACCGUCAAAUGAAUUUCCGAGCAGAGACUAUUACGGGCUGGGUGCGCGGCUGUCCGCCGACGUCUUGACUGGCGUUUGGAUGACUUGUCGCUGGUCGAAUUGGGGGCUUUUCUAGGUGGAACACUACUUGAUACGACUCAUGAUCAAUGACACCCGCUUCAUCGGA
Molecule: messenger RNA, 746 nt
Organism: Emericellopsis atlantica
Lineage: Eukaryota; Fungi; Ascomycota; Sordariomycetes; Hypocreales; Bionectriaceae
Product: 60s acidic ribosomal protein-domain-containing protein
Exons: 3
Coding region: 230-562 (110 amino acids)
Biological process (GO): cytoplasmic translational elongation; translation
Cellular component (GO): cytosolic large ribosomal subunit; ribosome
Molecular function (GO): structural constituent of ribosome
Source: RefSeq, a predicted model, not a curated record